AUGCGCGCUGGCGCCAUCUCCGGACUCGCAAGGUAUGCAGGGACCGGGCGACCUUUGGCGAACCUCCACCAGACUUGGAAGGACAACUACUGCAACUACUUCAAGUCGCACUACACACCCUCGAUCCGUCUUAUGGUGUUGUACAUUGUUUACAACCUGCUCGCAAGCCAGACAUUUCAGGGUCAGCUGCCGAUGUUCUUGGUGGUUAUCUCUUUCACAUUCUGGAUCGUGACGCCCGUGAUCUUUGCGCCGUUUGCGAGAUGCACAUUGAUCACACAGGACCUGCGAGACUUCAACGGCUUCAUCAAUGGUCGUGCUGGCAUCUCAGAGGCUGAGCUCGACGACCUCGUCGAUCGUGGCCGGAAGAACAAGAUGCCCCGCACUCUCUUCGAAUGCGGCUUAACGGACGCCAUCCUCUACUGGACUGGUGUGCCGUGCUCGGUGCUUCUUGCAAAGCUCGUCGGCAGGUUUGUGUUCUGUGCUGCGCUGGCGGUGGCGCUGCCUUCGGAGAUCAUGGACUACCUCUGGGUCUACUCGGUUCUUCUCUGUUUCCAGUGGUUGCUGGUCUUCGGCUUCUUCUACUUCAAUCUGAACAACAUCCUUCUCAUGUCGUCUUGGCUGGUUUGGCUCGCAGUUUUCCUCGUGGGCCGCCUUUAUGUCAUCGGCGUGGUUGGCGAGCAAGCCACGACACCCUCGCUUUGGGUGCGUCUUCCGGAGUUCUUCAUUUCGUUUCUGGUUUUCGUGGAGUACUUAGGUUUCCUGCACCACCUCGUCCUCACGGUCUUUCGCCUAGCGGUGGCAGCAGUGUCGGAGGACGGCUGCUUCUGCCUCCACAUGAAGCGGCGCAUCCCACGUGAAGCCAGCAACCGAAGGCUGCAUCGGUGCAUUCGGCUCGCUCAUGUGUUCUUCUUCUCGCAUCAACUGCAUACCUUACAGGCCUACAUUGUGCUUGUCGCAAACCUGAUGACUUCCCUGUUCCUCGCGAGCACGGACAAGGUCUUUUGCAACCUGAGAAUACACACGUGGUGGCUUCUCAACUCGGUUGCUGGAGACCCGAAGUACUUGGAGAGCGAGACGACGUGGCUGGAGGAUGCGAACAGGCUCGGCCUAUCGGACACGUCCUCUACGGUUACAGCCGGCGACACGUCCGAGGAAGCCAACGACAGCGGCUCGUCCGAG
Symbiodinium necroappetens is the source of this 1179-nucleotide messenger RNA. The record is from the annotation of a GenBank genome assembly. Lineage: Eukaryota; Dinophyceae; Suessiales; Symbiodiniaceae.